CUCACGAACUUUCAGAUUUCCAGGACGGUAAAGAACGCAUUAUAGUUUUAAAGAUUCGAGCAUUCUCGAAAACGAAGAUUGAAGAACAACAAAGACUCAAAAAGAAUUUAGAAAAUAAAAAGAAAAAACCUAUUUAUACUGGUUACGAUGACGAAGAAUUUAAUUUUACUAUAAAGAAGAAAAAAGUAAGAAAGAAGGUUGCUGAUAAUGAUGACUUAUCUAGGAUGAGUGUUGAAGAAAUUGCCAGAAAUUUAACAAAUAUUAAGGAAGAGCCUUAUGAAGAUGAUAAGAUGCCUGGUGAAGGAUUAGUUAUUUCUGACAUAUCAGAAUUUGUUAAAUCGCUUAUCAUUGCUCCAAUAAUAAUCAAACCUGUUGAGAUUGAACCAAAGCCAAUUCAACUGUAG
This is a messenger RNA of Funneliformis mosseae, 404 nucleotides long. The record is from the annotation of a GenBank genome assembly. NCBI's taxonomy places the organism in Eukaryota, Fungi, Glomeromycota, Glomeromycetes, Glomerales, Glomeraceae.